Molecule: messenger RNA, 1366 nt
Organism: Hypanus sabinus (Atlantic stingray)
Lineage: Eukaryota; Metazoa; Chordata; Chondrichthyes; Myliobatiformes; Dasyatidae
Product: C-type lectin domain family 9 member A-like
Exons: 5
Biological process (GO): leukocyte cell-cell adhesion; cell death; inflammatory response
Cellular component (GO): plasma membrane; signaling receptor complex
Molecular function (GO): low-density lipoprotein particle receptor activity
Source: RefSeq, a predicted model, not a curated record
GUCCGCAUAAAGAGCAGACGAACGAGAACAUCGGAAAUAGACCGGACCGUAAGUUCUGCCUACUCUGCCUGGUUACGUUCGUCCUCUUCGCGACGGUGGUCGGGCUCUCGAUCCAUGUGUCACAGAUUCGUCAGUCUCAGAUCACAUCCGACAGAAAUUACUAUGAGUUAAACUCAACCCUUCAAUCCAACAUAUCCGAGAAUACCCACCUGAAUUUCUCCCAGAGAACCUGUCUGAAAAAUCUCUCUGCGCUCAACUCUAAUCUAUCCGAUCUUAACCGAAUGCACAGCGAUCUCCGUCACAAGUUCACGGAGAUGGAAACGAAGUACAGAUCUGCCAACGAAAUCAAGGCUCGAAUCUGUGAAUUGUUGACCAGCAGAAGAGUGCAAGCGUGUCCUCAGGACUGGAUCGAAAAUGAAGGUCGGUGUUAUUUCGUAUCCACCUUGGAGAAAGCUUAUGAUAUGGCCAAGGAACAUUGUUCAAACUUUGAUGCAAGGCUCCUCGAAAUAAAUUCAAACCAGGAAGAGAAGUUUGUUUCCAAUGCUGUCUACCGAUACGUAUUAUACUGGAUUGGAAAAUGCGCAGACAGGAAUGUGGCCUCUGAUCUUCUGUACGAGUUGAACCAUGGAUCGCCCACCUGCCGUAAAUGCGAAUCGCAAGGAUGGAGUUACAUUUCCAGUUACAGUUGCAAACGUAAUUACAGAUUCAUCUGCGAGAAGUCGGCACCGUUUUACCCGGAUAUUCAUGAAGAGAUCCGAGGUCUCUGUCAACACCCCGUGGGGCGGACUUCACUCAAAUGACUUCACCCCACUUCUCCGCAUUCACUCUACCACACCCUCUCUCCCCCAACCAUUCAUUCUCACCCACACUCUCUUCCACUCCUUCCUACCCCAGUCUCCUCCUCUACUCGCAUUCUACUCCACUCUCCCGCUUCCCACCGAGACCACUCCUCUCCAAACUGCCCCGAACUACCCACUCACUCCAUUUACUCCUCCUUCCUACUAACUCCUCUUCUCACUCUGCCCUUCUUCUCACCAACUCAGUUCGCUUCUCCACAUCUCUCUCUCUCUCUCUCUCUUACCCCAUUCCCUCCCUCUCUCCUCACCGUUUUCUCCACCCACUCUCACCUCAAUUCUGUGCUUACGAGCUUUCGAUACCCCAACCCAGGGUAAAACAAAACUGUGCACAUUCACCCUAUCUGUGCCUCCCCUGGCUUUAUACCUACGCUCCAAAGAACAAAGUCCCAUCCUGCUUGACUUCCCACCAUAACUCAGACCCGCGGAACCGGAAACAUCCUCGUUAAUCUCCCUCUACACUCUUUCCAGCUCAGUGCCAUCUUUCCUACAGCAGGGAGACAAGAACUGAA